Temnothorax curvispinosus is the source of this 1326-nucleotide messenger RNA. RefSeq names its product THUMP domain-containing protein 1 homolog. The coding region runs from base 163 to 1110 and encodes 315 amino acids. Gene Ontology annotation, molecular function: RNA binding. Gene Ontology annotation, biological process: tRNA modification. Lineage: Eukaryota; Metazoa; Arthropoda; Insecta; Hymenoptera; Formicidae. The transcript is spliced from 5 exons. The record is from RefSeq and is a predicted model, not a curated record.
ACCAGAGACCUUCUCCAAUCGAUACGCGAGAGAGAUCAGAGAUGAGAGAUGAGUGGAAGAAAUGCUUGAUAUAUGUAGAUAUUUUUUAUUGUUCCACGUUAGAACAUAAAAAUUAAAGAAUUAGAAGAAAAACACGUUAUAAAUACAGACAAACAGUGCGCAAUGAAUACACGAAAAAGAAAGAACAGAUAUGUCGCGAAUCGUCACGAUUAUAAGAAACGUAAACACGUUGCGCUGGAACCCGGGAUGACGGGUUUCCUAUGCACGUGCAACGUAUACGAAAGAGGCUGCAUUACUGAUGCCUACAGAUUACUCAAUCUGUUUGCGGAUGAAAAAUCUGCAUCAGACAUAAAUAAGGAAUCUGAAACGUCACGAAGCACACGAAACACACUCGUGGAUGAGGAAGGUGAAAAAUCUUUAGAGGAUACCGACGAAGAUGAAGAUGUGUCGACAGCUCUAGAGAAAGAAAUCACGGAGCUCAGAACAGAGAGUGAGCGGCCGUUGCCUUCUCGAAAAUUUCAAGUAUAUUUGUGUCCGACGUGUUGGAUUAAUCGUGGCGUAGUAAACGUCGUUCCUUUGACGAGUACCUUACCAAAUCCAUUAGAGUUGGUUACCAAAAUUGUCUCCAAGUUGGACACAACUAAAGAACAAUGUACCAGAUACUUGUUGAGAUUACUUCCAAUUGAAGUUGUAUGCAAAGCAUAUAUGGACAAUAUAAAGGUGAGAGCGAGUGACGUAUUUGAAAAGUAUUUUGCCCAAGAACCCAAGACAUUCAGCAUUGUAUUCAAGUACGAAUGUUCUAGUCGACGCAGCAAUAACAGCAUUAAAAGGGAUGAGAUUAUCGAGGAUUUGGCAGAAAUAAUACUAAGGAAAAAUCCGGGUAAUAAAGCAGAUUUGAAAAAUCCAGACAUAGCUGUGAUUGUUGAAGCGAUACGUGGGAUUUGCUUACUUUCUAUCGCUCCCAACUACUACAAAUUUAAGAAAUAUAAUCUUGUCGAAAUAUGCAAGAGUACAAAGAUCAAGUCAACUCCCAAGGAACAAGUAGCAGAGUGUGCGAGUGAAGAAAAUUCGGGAGAUAAUAAUCGUAAAGAUUCAGAUACAACUACGUAAACUACAAAGAAACGAGCCAAGUAUACUGCUAAUGAUAAAAAUUUGGAUACACAACGUGAAGAAAAAGAACACAAGUCAACCAAGCUCCAUGCUUCAGAUAGAUUUGUUUGUAAUAUAUAAAAUAUUUAUACAUAGUGACUAUUUUAUAUUUUGUAAAGAUACGCAAACUAUAAAUAAAUGUCGCAUAGAACGUACAUACGAUGUGAAAUAAUUUUA